Molecule: messenger RNA, 554 nt
Organism: Zootoca vivipara (common lizard)
Lineage: Eukaryota; Metazoa; Chordata; Lepidosauria; Squamata; Lacertidae
Product: small serum protein 5
Source: RefSeq, a predicted model, not a curated record
GUACAUAUUGCUAAAAUGCUGUUUGGGUCUGGUUGUCAGUCGAGAGCCUGCUUUUAUUGUGACCAAGUGAGGAAGAGGGGAAGGAAAAAGAUACUGUCACAACAUGCACUCCUAUUUUUGAGUGGUGGCAGGUUUCAAGGAUCCCAACUCAUAUCCAAGAAAAUCCUCUUGAGCCUGACUGCCUUGUCUUUCACACUUGCCUUGUGUCAGGGAUACUGCAUGCGUAGCCAGCAUGAAGCAGAGAUUAAAGAUGGUCAGCAAGUGGUACCCACCGAGUGUACCGAUUUCAAUGAUGGGAGCAAGCAUCCAUUAGGCUCUAAGUGGAAUACAGCGGGGUGCAUGGAAUGCACAUGUAGUGGAAGUGGAAUGGAAUGCUGUUCCAGGUACGGUGGUACUGCCGAAGUUGAGGGAUGUAAAGCAGUGGUAAAUCCAAAAACAUGUAAAUAUGAGUUCUAUAAACUGGAUGAUCCCUCCAAACCCUGUUUCUGAGCUUUACAAAUCCCACCUAAAUUCCUUUCAUGUAAGAGAAUCUGAAUAAAUCAGUCAUAUGUGCA